This is a messenger RNA of Penaeus monodon (black tiger shrimp), 847 nucleotides long. RefSeq lists its product as uncharacterized. The record is from RefSeq and is a predicted model, not a curated record. Bases 1 to 762 code for a protein of 253 amino acids. Lineage: Eukaryota; Metazoa; Arthropoda; Malacostraca; Decapoda; Penaeidae. The transcript has 4 exons.
AUGGCGCUGCGGGUCUUGACCGAGAAAGCGCUGGCGCUGGCGCUGGCAGUGGCGGUCGCGGUGACGCAGCUGCACGGCGGGGGGGCCCAGACCCCGGCCAGCGUGCAGUACGUCGCCUCCCCGGCCGGCAACUUCUUCGUGGUUCCUGGGAAGAGCAUUCUGCCCUGGGACGCCUUUGCACUCUUCGAAAACACUGACAGCUGUUUAUGCAAGGCGAGCUGUUGGGCAGCAAUCGAGUGCGUUGCAUGGUCGUUCGUGACCCUGGCCGAUGGGUCAGGCCAGUGCAGACUGGCCAAUGAGGGGCCCACUACCUUGACCGUCCCGGAGCGCACCGACGCCACCUACUACUUCAAAGAGAGUGCUGUGCCGGGUGUUUACUCCUUCAAGGUGGACCGCCUCCUGUACCUGACGCCGUCGAUGCCCCUGCCCUACGAGGACGCCAAGGCCUUCUGCGCCAGGAUCCCCGGCCACCGUCUCGGGAUGUACAAGACGAUCCAGCAGCUGGACAUGUUGGAGGAGUACUGGUGCUUACCUGGGAACUGUCCUGCCACGCUGUACAUGUACUUGGAGAAGACAGCCGACGGGGUAGUCUUCGGCGACGGAACACCUUUCUCUUCCACAGAGAUCGCACAGACGGGCAUCACCAUGAACGCCCCCGAUACAUACACCUUCACCUUCUACAACAAGAGAGUGGAUGACAACUACGGAACUUCAGCGAAGCCCUUCCUGUGUCAGGCGAACCCGAGUGGUGUAGACUGGUAAUAGGAGGGAGGGAGGGAAGAGGGGAGGCAGAGGGAAAUAUUGGAGAGAAAGGGGAGGGGAAGUGGAAAGGAGGGAAGGAGGAGGG